AUGUCGAUGCCGCCCAGUUCACCGCGGCUCCCCAGCCCGCCUCCCACGGCGGAAAUACAAAUCGGGCCAGCCUCCCCCUCUGGCAAUGGGGCCGCAAACCGCCAAGCAUCGCAGAUCGAGCAGGCGAUACUCGAAACGAGCUCCAAGCGAAGGAUUCAUCGCGGCACCAAAGCUGCGGACAUGGCAGCUGGCCCCCCGUUGAUGCCCUUGAGCGAGCUCGACUCUGCCUUCCAACUGCAAGAACACCUCGCCGCGUUGCACUACCACCACAGCAAAGGUCGCACCCAACCCAUCACUCGAUCGACGGCUGUCCAGCUCGCGACCCCACCUCCCUCUACAGAUCGUACCCUCUGGCUCUACGAGCUCUGCCGGUUCUUAAUCUCGCAAUGCAACAGCCUAAUUAUUGGAUUCCUCUUCGAUACCCCACCAUGUAGCGCCUCGACGUGUCCCGAGAUGAGAGCCUCAGAGUGGCAAUUCCUCUGCGCCGUCCACGAGCAACCCAAGAGUUGCUGCGCUAUCGAUUACUGCUGCCACACGCUCGAUUGGGCCGCCAAUGUUGUGACCGACCAAAAGAUCUUCCCGAGCCGCUUCGUCGCACUGUCCGAUACCCAUAACAAGAAUAUCGCCAUGAAGAACCUCGUCAAUGUUUUCCGCCGACUACACCGCAUUUUUGCCCACGCCUGGUUCCAGCAUCGCAGUGUUUUCUGGUCUGUCGAGAGGGAAACCGGCCUAUACGUCUUCUUUAAGACAGUAUGCGACAUGUACGACCUCCUCCCUGGCGAGACCUACAAACUUCCCCCCGAAGCUGAGGGACUGGACCCAGAAAAGGCCUCGCAAUUGAGUGCAGUUAGCGAUAAGCAGGCGCAGGCAACACCUGUGAGUGGAUUACCAACCGGAGGGGUCUUCCCCGGGGGCCAAGCUUUCCUGAAAGCAGAAGACGCGCCACGCGCUGAGGACGACCACGGCGUUGGAAGGACGAAUACCAGGCGCCAUAUCCGUAGCAGCCCGUCAACUGGCAGCGCCGUUACUACCGUCAUUGAGGCGGAUGAAGACGAGGGGGCCGAACUUGCGGCAAGAGCCAGAGCGUUGCACAUUGCCUCGGCGGCAUCCGCGGAGCCGGUAUUAGAGGAGGAGGCCGAGCCUGAGGCCGAGGAAGUUCCGGUUAUUGUGGAGGAUUCUGUGAUGCAGGAGUCGGGGGAGUCUGUGGAUUCGUCAUCCGUGGAGGCCGAGACCCCUACGGUUGCCACUGCUGAAUCUACUGUAGCUCCGGUGAAGAGCGAUGAAGACAAGGAAGAGGCUGCUCCCCUUGGGGAUAUUGAACCUGAAGCACCGAGUGAGGAGGAGACAUCUGCGCCGGCGGCAUCUCAGGAACAACGUCAGUCGACUGAAGUAGACGAGGAAGCGCCAUCCGCCGUGACAGACGGAAAGGAAACCUCAGAAUCGAAGGAGAUUCCUUCUACCGAUACUGCGGAGGACGGGGAGCCUUCUGCGGACGCGACUACACUAGUAGAAGAAGCCCCUUCCGAGCCGGUUGAGGAGAAGAGCAUUCCUGCUCCGUCAGAGCCUGAUGCGCCAGCAUCCACCGAGGAACCUAGCGCUGCUGGUGAGCUGAAAGACACAAUUGAAAAGCCUACUGAAGAAAAGGAAAACACUCCCGACGACAUUGAUACCAAUCCCACCGAGGAAAAGAAGGAGUAA
Messenger RNA from Scedosporium apiospermum, 1698 nucleotides. Its product is annotated as Mob1/phocein family protein. The record is from RefSeq and is a predicted model, not a curated record. Gene Ontology annotation, cellular component: cytoplasm. The transcript has 2 exons. Bases 1 to 1698 code for a protein of 565 amino acids. Lineage: Eukaryota; Fungi; Ascomycota; Sordariomycetes; Microascales; Microascaceae.